This is a messenger RNA of Caenorhabditis elegans, 991 nucleotides long. RefSeq names its product Nematode cuticle collagen N-terminal domain-containing protein (gene col-148). Bases 32 to 919 code for a protein of 295 amino acids. The record is from RefSeq and is marked reviewed. The transcript has 2 exons. Gene Ontology annotation, molecular function: structural constituent of cuticle. Lineage: Eukaryota; Metazoa; Nematoda; Chromadorea; Rhabditida; Rhabditidae.
GUUUAAUUCCAAUCUUUCUUAUUUCUAACCAAUGUUUGAAGAGAAACUUAUUGUUGGAAUUUCAACUGCAAUUUCAGCACUUGCAGUGUUUGGGUGGUUUUUUGUGAUUCCAUCGUUAUACAAUACAAUAUCUGCAAUUCAUGAUGAAGUAUCAUCUGGUGUUUCUCUUUUCCGAGAUGAAACAGAUCUUGCUUGGACAGAGCUGAUGGAUGUUCAGAUUUCUGUUUCCCCACCAUCUUAUCCACGUGAUCAUCCGUUCAGUUCAAUCAUUCGUCAGAAGCGUCAGUCAUUUGCAAGUCUUCCAGAAUGGUGUCAAUGUGAGCCAACCAAACCAAUUUGUCCACCUGGCCCACCGGGACAACCGGGACAACAAGGACAGAAAGGCCCGCCAGGAGUUCCAGGGCAACGUGGACAAGAUUGUACAAUUGUUUAUGCUCCAAUCAUCUGCCCUCCUGUUUCUCAAGAAUGUGUUAAAUGUCCUCCGGGACCAGUAGGAGCAAUAGGACCAAUGGGCCCAAUAGGAUCUAUGGGUAGAGCUGGUCAACCGGGAUACUCCGGACCACGUGGAAAUGACGGAUUUCCUGGACUUCCUGGGCCACCAGGAGAAAAUGGACAACCAGGACAAUCAGGAAAAGAUGGUCAACCAGGAAGAAACGGAGCUGAUGGUAAGAGAGGAUACGGAGCCCCAGGUGCACCUGGAGCUCAAGGAAAGCCAGGACCAUCUGGACCCCCUGGAAUUGAUGGAUAUCCUGGGCAAAAUGGUUGGAAAGGACAACAAGGAGUACCAGGGCAAGACGAUUUUCCAGGAACAUUUGGAGAACCAGGUGCAGCUGGAAAACAAGGAUAUCCUGGACUUCCAGGAUCAGAUGCAUCUUAUUGUCCAUGCCCGAAUAGAUCGGCUAAUUUUCAUACUAAAUAGUUAUUCAGUGCAUUUGGCGAUGUUUUUUUGUUGUUUGUAAAUUGUGAAUGUGUCAAUAAAAAUAAAAACAAA